This is a messenger RNA of Dunckerocampus dactyliophorus (ringed pipefish), 1104 nucleotides long. It is a transcript of the gene pop5, whose product is annotated as POP5 homolog, ribonuclease P/MRP subunit. Gene Ontology annotation, biological process: tRNA 5'-leader removal. Lineage: Eukaryota; Metazoa; Chordata; Actinopteri; Syngnathiformes; Syngnathidae. The coding region runs from base 111 to 635 and encodes 174 amino acids. The record is from RefSeq and is a predicted model, not a curated record. Gene Ontology annotation, molecular function: ribonuclease P RNA binding. Gene Ontology annotation, cellular component: ribonuclease P complex. The transcript is spliced from 6 exons.
UAGGUUAUACCGUAUGGUCCAUGUUAUAUACUCUGAUACAGUAGGUGGCGGCAUGUCCAAAGCCAUGGUUGCAACCCGCCAUUUCACCAAAGAAGAAGAAAUUAGCCAAGAUGGUGAGGGUGAAAUCAAGAUAUUUAUUGUGUGAGGUUCACGUGUCAGACAGGAACCGUCUGUGGCUCCUAGAUGACCGAGCCAUCUCUGGGGCGGUGAAGGGAGCAGUGGCCCGCAUUCACGGCGACUAUGGAGCGGCGCUGUGCAGUAUCCGGUUCUCUGUGAAAUACCUGAAUACCCACACUGGAAUGGUCUUCCUGCGUUUCCCCAAAAGAUGCUACAGACUCCUUUGGUCGGCAUUGCCCUUUAUCACCAGUAUAGAAACACGUCGGCAGAAAAUACCUUGUUUUCUCAACUGUCUGCACAUAGGAGGAACCAUUAGAACAUGUCAGAAGUUCCUGGUGCGUUACAACACACGGCAGCUCCAUCGGAUGCUUCCCAACUGUCAUAAUGAAGAAGAAAGGAAACAGAUUCGCAAAGCCAUUUUAAGUUGCUCAAUAAUACAAGGAGCAUUUGAAAAUAAACCAGAGAAUGAAGAAGAAGAAGAAGAAGUAACUUUGCCAAACACAGGACAUGGAAUUUAGCGCUGCUGUCUAUCUUCACUGCCGUGUCAUGAGGAGUGGUGUGUGACUGGACUGGCUCCUCCAUGGUUUUGUCGACAUGCAGGUCCAGGCUCUCCUGCUCUGUCGGCCAGGUCGCUGUCACCCCGCAUGAGGCCGACUUUACUGCCAUGUAGUCUAUAAACAUCACUAUUAAGACAUGCUCAUUUAAAAUGCAUUUAAAGACUUGCUGUCUGCACUGGGGGUAUGGGAUUUUGUUGAAGUGUAUCUGUUUAAAACUGUCAUACAUGUAAAAAAAUAAAUAAAUAAAUAAACUGAAAAUUGCAUCAAUUUCACUUUAUUCACUGAUUUGGCCCAAGUAGACAAAUCCCUGAUUAACAUUUUGCCUAAUAAUCUUUUACAUUAUAGUUAAAGGGCAUUAAGUGUUGGAUUAUUCACCGCCUAAUAAGGAACGUGGGCUGGGAUUUGAAUGUGAGCUGGCAUUAGACAGUCG